Messenger RNA from Colletotrichum acutatum, 2479 nucleotides. Its product is annotated as Alg9-like mannosyltransferase family-domain-containing protein. Bases 418 to 2172 code for a protein of 584 amino acids. The record is from RefSeq and is a predicted model, not a curated record. Gene Ontology annotation, molecular function: alpha-1,6-mannosyltransferase activity. Lineage: Eukaryota; Fungi; Ascomycota; Sordariomycetes; Glomerellales; Glomerellaceae. Gene Ontology annotation, biological process: protein N-linked glycosylation. Gene Ontology annotation, cellular component: endoplasmic reticulum membrane. The transcript has 3 exons.
GGUAGGUAAUCUGUAAGUAAGGCAGCCUGUCACUCUGUCCACACUGCAGGAACGGCGUGGCUGGCCCCCCCCAAGUUCCUAACAGACAACUUGCAUUGAGUGGGUGCUGGGCCGUGCACGGACGCUCAGAGCUUCACCCUUUCAAUGGCAUUUGGAUCUGCACGAGACGCCAGCUUACACUUGCUUCAAAGUGAAUAGGAGCAGAAAUCGUGAGAAGCGAAAGAAUUGAGGGUCAUAUGAGGCAAGGGAAAGCACAGGGCAAAUUGUUUCAAAACUCACUUCUCGUUCUUCAACCCCAUCUUUUUCUUGCUUCUUAUUCACCUAGAUCUUUUCUGUUCUCUGUGUAUCUUCCAACAAUGAGAUAGUCACACCCGACAACACACUCCUUCACCUGCCUUUUUACAACGACAUCUCACAAUGAAGCUCCUAGAUACCGCCCUCCUGGGCCUCAUCCCAGCCCUCAUCACCCUCCACCUUCUCCUGGCUCCAGACACAAAAGUAGAGGAAUCCUUCAACAUCCAAGCCACCCACGACGUCCUCGUCUACGGCACGCCAACCCACGACGUCGCCGCCCGUCUGAAGGCCACUUACGACCACUUUGAAUUCCCCGGCGCCGUACCCCGCACCUUUGUCGGCCCCGUGCUGCUCGCCGGCCUCGGCGGGCCCCUCGUCAACCUCGUCGGCUUCGCCCACGCCCAGCUCGUCGUCCGCGGACUGUUGGGCCUCGCCAACGCCGCCGCCCUCGUCGUGUUUGCCAGGAGCUUGAGGAAGGGGAUGGGCGAGGGCGUCAUGAGGUGGUGGGUUCUGUUGCUCGUCGGCCAGUUCCACGUCAUCUUUUAUGCGUCGAGGACGUUGCCCAAUAUGUUUGCCUUUGCUCUGACAACCCUCGCAUCCGCAAACCUCCUCCCAAAUCAAUCCCCGCAAUCCAACCUCCCGCGCCUCCGCGUAGCCCUCUCCCUCCUCGUCUUCGCCGCCGCAAUCUUCCGCUCUGAAGUCGCCCUCCUCCUCGCCACGACGGGCCUCCACCUCCUCCUCACCCGCCAGCUCACGAUCCCCGAACUCGUCCGCCCCUUCUUCAUCGCCUUCGCCGUCGCCCUCGCCGUCUCCGUGCCCCUGGAUUCGUACUUUUGGCAAAAGCCCCUCUGGCCCGAGCUCUGGGGCUUCUACUACAACGCCGUCCUCGGCUCCUCGUCCAACUGGGGCGUCUCCCCCUGGCACUACUACUUCUCCUCCGCCCUCCCGCGCCUGCUCGUCAACCCUCUAACCUUCACCCUCCUGAUCCCGCUCGCCCUCGCGCAGCCGGGCACCUCCCGCUCCGCCGCGGGACUCGUCAUCCCGCCCCUCCUCUUCGUGGCCAUCUACUCUCUCCAGCCGCACAAGGAAGCCCGCUUCGUCUUCUACGCCGUCCCGCCCCUGACCGCCGCCGCCGCCCAAGGCGCACACUUCAUCUUUACCCGCCGCGCCAAAUCCGCCCUCUACGCGCUCGGCUCCCUCCUCCUCGCCGUCAGCGUCCUCGCCGCCCUCGCCGCCUCGACGGGCAUGCUCCUCCUCUCCUCCCUAAACUAUCCCGGCGGCGACGCCCUCCGCCAGCUGCACGCCCUCGUCGCCGCGUCCCCCACCAGCUCCUCCGUCACGACAGUUCACACCGGCGUGCUGAGCUGCAUGACAGGCGUCACCCUCUUCACCCAGAACCGCCUCGGCCUGCCCAAGAACCCGCACUCCCGCGCCCUCGAGACCUCUCUCCAACAACAACAACAACAGGAUUCCUCUUUCUCUUCGUCCUCGCCAGGCACAGACCCGAUCCUCGCAUUCGAUAAAACAGAAGACAAAUCCAUCCUCUCCGACCCGGGCUUCUGGUCCCGCUUCGACUACGUUCUCGCCGAGGACACGGCCUCCGUAAAGGGCGGCCAGUGGGAGACGGUGGGCGUCGUGCAAGGGUACGCCGGCAUCGAGGUCCUGAAGCCGGGUUCCGCGACGUCGUCUGAGGCCGGGGAUGAAGAAACAGGAGAGAACAAGAUCUUGGGUAGAGGACUUGCUGUAAAACGUGUCCGGGAUUUCGUGCGGGGCGUGACGGGCGGCUGGUGGGUUGGGCCGCGGAUGGAGCCGCGGAUACGCAUCAUGAAGCGGGCCAAGGAUGUUGCCGGCGCCGGCGCCCGCAUCGUGUCUUCAUAGAUGGUAUGGUGUCUCUGUAGAUAAAUAGUGUGUGUAAGAAUACAAAAAGGCCUAGGAACACACCAUGACUUGGCACGACGCGCGGACGUGAUGUGAUGGCACCACUUGAUCGCUUGUACGAAGAGAGGAAGGGCGCAAGUCUCAGUUGAUGGAAGACAAUACUAGGUAUUUCAAUCGUUUCAUACGCCGUGCGGUGUGCUCCGGCUUUGUGGCAACAAGACAAGAGCAGACACUAUCCUACCACAAAACGCCAACCGUUGCAAGCAAGGCCUCGUUUCCUCUCUCUCUCUCUCUCUCUCUCUCUCUC